Gastrolobium bilobum is the source of this 1518-nucleotide messenger RNA. Its product is annotated as tubulin beta-1 chain. The transcript is spliced from 3 exons. Lineage: Eukaryota; Viridiplantae; Streptophyta; Magnoliopsida; Fabales; Fabaceae. The coding region runs from base 1 to 1341 and encodes 446 amino acids. Gene Ontology annotation, biological process: mitotic cell cycle; microtubule cytoskeleton organization. The record is from RefSeq and is a predicted model, not a curated record. Gene Ontology annotation, cellular component: microtubule; cytoplasm. Gene Ontology annotation, molecular function: GTPase activity; structural constituent of cytoskeleton; GTP binding.
AUGAGAGAAAUCCUCCACGUUCAAGCUGGUCAAUGUGGAAACCAAAUUGGAGGCAAGUUUUGGGAGGUUAUGUGUGAUGAACAUGGGAUAGAUGCCACUGGAAAUUAUGUAGGAAACUCUCAUCUUCAAAUUGAGAGGGUUAAUGUCUAUUACAAUGAAGCAAAUGGUGGACGAUAUGUCCCUCGAGCUGUGUUGAUGGAUCUUGAACCAGGAACCAUGGACAGCUUGCGUUCUGGUCCUUAUGGAAAAAUCUUUAGGCCUGAUAACUUUGUGUUUGGUCAAAAUGGAGCUGGAAACAACUGGGCUAAAGGGCAUUACACUGAGGGAGCUGAGCUUAUUGAUUCUGUUCUUGAUGUUGUUCGUAAAGAAGCUGAGAACUGUGACUGCUUGCAGGGCUUCCAAAUUUGUCAUUCACUGGGAGGUGGAACUGGGUCUGGAAUGGGUACCCUUCUAAUCUCAAAGAUCAGAGAAGAGUAUCCAGAUAGGAUGAUGUUAACUUUCUCAGUGUUCCCAUCCCCUAAGGUAUCUGACACCGUGGUUGAACCUUACAAUGCCACCCUCUCUGUUCAUCAACUAGUUGAGAAUGCAGACGAAUGCAUGGUCCUUGAUAAUGAGGCACUCUAUGAUAUCUGUUUCCGAACACUCAAGCUCACAAAUCCAAGUUUUGGUGAUCUGAACCAUUUGAUCUCAACAACAAUGAGUGGAGUAACAUGUUGCCUACGGUUUCCAGGACAACUAAACUCUGAUCUUCGGAAACUAGCUGUUAAUCUCAUCCCUUUCCCACGACUACACUUUUUCAUGGUUGGUUUUGCACCCUUAACAUCUCGGGGCUCACAACAGUACAGAGCCCUGACCAUUCCUGAACUGACACAACAAAUGUGGGAUGCAAGAAACAUGAUGUGUGCUGCAGACCCUAGACAUGGAAGGUACCUCACAGCCUCAGCAAUGUUCCGUGGCAAAAUGAGCACAAAAGAAGUGGAUCAACAAAUGAUAAACGUGCAGAAUAAGAACUCAUCCUACUUUGUGGAAUGGAUACCAAACAAUGUGAAAUCAAGUGUUUGUGAUAUCCCACCAACAGGGUUAUCAAUGUCCUCCACCUUCAUGGGAAAUUCCACAUCCAUUCAAGAGAUGUUUAGGCGUGUUUCGGAACAGUUCACUGUCAUGUUCAAGAGAAAGGCUUUCUUACAUUGGUACACUGCAGAGGGUAUGGAUGAAAUGGAGUUUACUGAGGCUGAGAGUAACAUGAAUGACUUGGUUGCUGAGUACCAACAGUAUCAAGAUGCAGCAGCAAUGGCAGAAGAUGAGGUUGAUGAAGAAGAAGAGGAAAACAUAGCUGCUUGACCAUGUGGUCAAAGGUCCCUUUUUGGGUCAUGUCAUGGCAAACUCUCUUCUCUGUGUGUAUAUAUAUAUGGUUAAUGGUUUUAUGGGUUGGUUUGGAAGUUGAAAGGUACAUUGAUAGAAUCUUGGGGCUCUCAUGAGAGUAAUAUUUAUCUGGAUUUUAUUUUGCUUUUUUCUUCU